Bombus huntii is the source of this 5564-nucleotide messenger RNA. Its product is annotated as facilitated trehalose transporter Tret1-2 homolog. Gene Ontology annotation, molecular function: transmembrane transporter activity. Gene Ontology annotation, biological process: transmembrane transport. NCBI's taxonomy places the organism in Eukaryota, Metazoa, Arthropoda, Insecta, Hymenoptera, Apidae. The transcript has 8 exons. Gene Ontology annotation, cellular component: membrane. Bases 1826 to 3355 code for a protein of 509 amino acids. The record is from RefSeq and is a predicted model, not a curated record.
AUAAUAUUCAUUUUGUUAACAGAAAUUAAUGAAUGGAAAAUUUAUCGUAAUCUACAAUUUGAAAAUUUGUGAUAUUCUCGUUCUGCAAAUUACUUCAGUAAAUACAUUUAAUUCCUCAAUGCACAGAUUUGCCUGAAUUCACUAAUGAGGAUGAUUCUAUCACUUUCAUGCAUGCAUUUUGAUGUAUAGGUGCUUCAAUUUAUAACAUGUAGCUUAAAGCCAUAAAGUUUAAUGGCUAAAAAUAUCAGCCAGACUAAUUGCAAGAACGAUCCAUGUAAUGGGCAAGUGCGAUAAGAAGAGAUACUUGCAUGACUGGUCCAGAAAAUCGACUUUGUUUUUUGUAUAAAUCAAAAGCACAAUGCUUCAAAACCAUCCACAUAAAUUUGUGGAGCCGAAUUCGAAAAAAAUAACCAAGUUGAAACUCGUUUAGCAAGGCGCGCCAGAGCCUGAUGAUAAGCGUGUGUAAAAGUCAAUAAUAUGCGCGCGAUGUAUAUGAAAUGUAAUAUUGAGAUGACAAGACAGCGUGAUAAUCAAUAAUCUAAUCUGAUAAUCUGCACAUAUAGGAUCGUUGUUUAUCUGACUGCAAUAGUUUAUAUAAGUCGGUUUAUUUACCUGUAAUUACAUUUAUUUAUUCUGAUGAGUGUAUCAAGUGCAACACUGCAUGCAAACGAUGAUUACAUCGUUGUAAAACAUGACAAUGAUUGCAUACGAUCCGAUAUAACAGUGAAGGAAGAUCAACAAAGCAACUUUUAUUUUUUAGUUCACGAAUGUCUCUUUUUACUCGUCAAAUAAUAAUCUUUUCUUUGUUAAUAAUUUUCUAAGGAAAUAUAAAAGAAUCAUUCGAUUUUACUGUUGUCACACGAAAAUCUUCUGUUAAGUGGUUAAAAUACUCGCGUAUCAAAAUAUUAAAGAUUACACGAUUUGCAAUACGACUACGUUAUUAUACAUUUGUUUAAACCCUGCUGUGUUCUUUCGAUCAUUAUCGAUCCAAUCGAUUUCUUCUAACAAGAAAUUUUAUUUAACAUUUGUUUCCUAAGUUUCUUAUUCUCUAGUAAGGAAUAUUUCAAGCUCGAGCAAGAUAUGGAAACGUUGUUUUAAUAUGCACGAUACUUCAUUUCAACUCUAUGUUAAAUAUUUUUUACAAAUAUUCCAAAUACUUCAUAAAUCAAAUCAAAUAUUACAUAAAUCCAAAGUCGAAACAUAAAAGUUCGAAGAUUUCAAGAGGUUAAAUACAUGUGAAGUAAUAAUUUACUCAUAAUAUUACACGAGUCAGAGUAUGAUUUAAUAUAUGUGCAUUUAUAUCUAGAUAAGUAGAGAGCAGUGUAAUAGUCGGAACAUUGAUUAAAAAAGGGAGAUGAAUCUAUGGCAACUGCUGGAGGAGGUCGAGAACAAGAAUUUUUUUAAUCGCUGGAGAGUUAACUAUUUCCUGUGGAAAAAGGUCUUGCUGGUUUACUUAGGGGAUUUCUGGCUUAUGACAUUAUUCUCGGGAAUGUGGGACCCGUAUUUGUGGGAAGAGCUCAGUGAUUCGGAUGAAGACAGUCCAUUGAAUUCUUUGUAAAUUUAAAGAAAGAAAAACCGAAUAUUUUGGAAGAAUUUUGGUUUAAGGUAUGAUCGAAUCAUGAUAUAUUAUGAUAUGACAUAUAAUAUGUUAAUCAUGUGCUAAUGUUUUAAUCGUCCGACGCGAGGACAUUCUCCUUAACGAAGGAUAAAGUUAAAGAGAACUUGUAUGUAGACGUAAAAUAAUUAAUUAGAUGAAAGAAUACAAAGUUAAGAGAGCACGAGCGAAGUGACGUUUAAAAGAAUACUUACUACGACAUAUUUGAAAAUGAGUAUAGUAAACGGAAUGAAUGAUUCGAACGGGCACGUGGAGACACAUUUGGAGACCAAGUUCGUACCAGAUCCCGAAGAGGAAAAAAGAUGGGAGAAGAAAGGUGUCAUGUAUCAGAUAAUUAUGUCGCUGUGCGCGAACUCCUCGGUUUUGGGUCCUUCCAUGGCUUUUGGCUAUAGCGGAGUUGCAUUGACACCUUUGAUGUCACCUACCAGUGACGUGAAAAUCGACAAAGUUCAAGCCAAUUGGAUAGCGACAGCAACGGCACUAGGUAUUCCAUUUGGUUGCAUCGUUUCUGGUUACACUAUGAGACGCGGAAGAAAGUUGAGCUUGUUGAUAACGUCUAUCGUGUCCAUCGUUGGCUGGCUCGUCAUUUAUUUAGCUGGAACAUACGAACAAAUUCUUGUAGGCAGAAUCAUUUCUGGAAUCGCGACAGGCAUGGCCUCGGUACCAGCCACAGUUUAUAGCGCGGAGGUUUCUUCUCCAAAAUGGCGAUCAAUUAUGAUCACAUGGACCAGCGUAUCCAUCGCCAUCGGUGUUCUUGUCGUUUAUAUUUUCGGCUAUAUUUUCAAGGACGACUGGCGAAUGGUGGCUCUGAUGUGCGCCCUGUUUCCUCUGGUCUCGGCCGUACUGACCUUGGCCGUCGUCCUAGAAACCCCGAUCUGGUUACGAGACAGAGGUCGUCUAGACGAGGCGUUACAGGUGUUGAAAAAAUUCCGCGGCAUCCCAAAAGACGUGCCUCCCCCGCCACAGCUCUACGAAGAAUUGAAAACACGUCCUCAGCGAAAGAAACAAAAUUUCAUGAAACAUAUGCUCAAGAGGAACGCCAUGGUACCUUUUGCAAUCCUGCUCGGUUAUUUCUUUUUCCAGCAAUUCUCCGGACUUUUCAUCAUCGUCUACUACGCAGUGGACAUCAUACAAAGCGCUGGAGUCACUAUAGAUCCCAAUUUGGGGGCAGUUUUGAUAGGAUUAACAAGAUUAGUAGGUACUUUACUAGUGUCGUGCAUGUCAGAAAAGUUAGGAAGGAGAAAACCUUCUAUCGUUUCUGGAUCUGCAAUGACAAUUUUCAUGGGAGUAUUGUCUGUGUACUUAUUAUUGAAGGAUAAAGGAUAUUCUAUAAACGAUGGUGGCCUGAUACCUGUGAUAUGUAUACUUAUGUACAUUUUUGGAAGCACUCUUGGUUUCUUGGUGAUCCCAUUCGCCAUGGUGGGCGAAGUGUAUCCACCGAAGGUUAAAGAAGCGUUAUCAGGAUUGACUACGUGUAUCAAUUACAUCUUCAGCUCCAUCACGGUGAAAACCUACCCGGACAUGGAGGUCGCCAUGGGCAGACAUGGAGUUUUCAUAUUUUUCACGGUGCUGUCGUUUUUGGGAACGUUAUUUGUGACGUUUUUCUUACCUGAGACAAAGGGAAAGACUUUGAGCGAGAUCGAAGAUAUGUUCUCGAGGAAGAAGGAAGUGGUUGACACGCCGGAGGAAGAGGAGAUGGUGGAUGGUAAAUAUGAUAUAUGUUUCUGGAGGAAACUAUAGUUACUUGAAGGUUAUACGAAUUAUUUAGAAAAAAAAAAAAAAGAAAUGAUGGACUUUUUGAAGGCGGAAAAAAAUGAUAUCGAGGGAUUCUAUUUAUAUAUCUGAAUAUCAAUGCAACGCUGAAAAUACUCUCUACUUUGUCUAACUCGUAACAAUCUUUUUCAUGUUUGCGAAAAGUUUGAGUACAAAGAUUGGGAAUGUUAGAAAAGAUUGAUCGAGAUUUUCAUUCGUUAAAAAUAUCAGCCCUUGCAAAUCUAGCUUCCUUAUUGAGUUUAUAACUGUUAAUUAAUCUAUCAAACCACGUUGCAACUGCCUGUCAUCCUGCCAUCUAUGUUUAUUUUCUGUUAAAGUAAUUUAAGAAUAUACUUAUUUUUGUACCUUUAAUAAAUGUUAAAUAUUAUAUGUAUUAUAUUAAAUAAUAAAUGUGAAAUAUUAUAUAACUGCCUUCGAAUGUCGAACCAUCGAUUUGUAAUUGAAUUACACUUAAGUGAAGUGCUAAUACUUUUAACGGUAUAUAACAGUGUCUACUGCAAGCGUGAUUAUGAUUUAUUUCGUAUCGAAUCAGAGUUAUCAUUCUAUUAUCUACACUUUCGUAUCCAAAUGGAUAUAGGGCGGAAUUGUGACAAUAAGUCUUACUUGAUAGCGAUUAUGCGAAUGAUAAGAGACGUCAAAGUCAAGUAACAUGGUUGUUAAUUUCCACUUGACUGCUCGUUCCUCAGUUAACGUAAGUGUUUUGGUAAAAAUUUCGUAAAAUCUAGUAAAAUUUUUAACACGAUGUGUUCUUCGUUCGCAAGAAAGGUAGGAAGAGAUUACUGAAAGGAAGGCUCGUUUAACGGGAGAGAAAAAUAUAAAAAAGAAGUCUUAUUUGUCGCUUUUAUUAUUAAAAUCUUAAAUAAUAAAUUAACAAAUGUCGUAACAAUCGCAAUAAUUAAAUAACAAACACAAAAUAACGUACGGACGUGGAAGUACGAGAUACGGGGUGGUGGAGAAAUGUGAUGAUAAACAGGGGGAUGAAAACUCUAACUGCUGAUAAUAGUGAUGAUAAUAGUAGCAAGCAGAAAUAUUAUAAUAAUAAUAUAAUGUAAUAUAAUAUAAUAACAUAAUAAUAAUAAGAAGAAUCAAUGCUUAAUAGCGUAAAAAUAAAUUAUUAUACGUGAGCGUAGUUCUCGCGGGCAAACCGACUUUUCUCUUUGAGAAAAAUCAUUCAGUCGUGUAAUAAUUGAUAAUUACAAUAAAAAAGAGAAAGAAAAAAGAGAAAUCGAUUUCUCUCGUCUUACGCGGGACUCGUCCGUUCUGUACCAUUUUCCCACCACUUUUGCACCAUAAAAAUAUAUAUAUUUUUAGUUAAAAAAAUAUGUAUAUAUUUUUCUUCAUUGAAUCUUUUUUCUUUUUUUGAAACAACGAUCAAUUGGUAAGGUGCAAAUAAUCGGUCAGAUUUGCGCUAAGGGAAAUAUGGAGCGAAAGAAAAGGAGAAAUAUCAAAGAUGAGAAGAAUGUGAGAGGAAAGAGGAAAGGAAUGUGCGUCGAGGAUCGCGUCGAGAAACGAGAAUUAACAAACUUUAAACGUGUUGUACGCUUCGGUGCGAUGUUCUCGUUAAUAUUUUCUUCGGUCAUAAAGGAAAAGGGAAAGAAAUAUGUAAAACCGAUUUUACGCUAUUCCGCACGAACGUUGGUCCAACAUUGGAGAAAUUUCGUCGCUUAGUCCUUGAUAGUCAAUAUUGGAUCAAUGUUGAUGCAUAUAUCGGUCGAGUAUUCGGAAUACCGCAAACGAUGGAUGAUCGAUAAGCUCGUGCGAUGAAUUCACACCCUUUUGGAGUGGCGCGAGGUGUUUUCGUUCUGAUUUCACGCGAUCGAAACGAUUAACUUGAAAUAAAAUCGUCUCGUUUUCUCCGUGCUUACCGCUCACGUUCUCGCGUCUCGUCUUUCGAACAAGCAGUUAUCAGACGAUGGUUUGUACGUGAUCGUUCGAUUAAACAAAAGAAUCAGUCUCGGUCAUUUCUGAUCCGUGGAUCUUCGUGGAUCACCCGUCGAUUCAUCGUAUUCCCAUGAAAUCGAUCGAUAUUAAAAAUUCAAGUUAAUAUUAUCCUUGAUGUUAAUAUUUUAUACAACGUAAUUUUAUGUAUGUUGAUGUUAAUCAUUUUAUGUAACGUUUUAUACAUUAACAUCAAAGAAGCAAUCGAAAAGAAUGAAAUAAAAGAAGAAGAAGGAAA